Amaranthus tricolor (Joseph's coat) is the source of this 2908-nucleotide messenger RNA. RefSeq lists its product as uncharacterized. The record is from RefSeq and is a predicted model, not a curated record. Bases 494 to 2662 code for a protein of 722 amino acids. Lineage: Eukaryota; Viridiplantae; Streptophyta; Magnoliopsida; Caryophyllales; Amaranthaceae. The transcript is spliced from 5 exons.
CAUGUUUUUAGUCCAUGUCCAUUAUUUAAAAUUCCACCGACCUUUUCGAACCUCCUUUUCCAAUACUUAGAAAGACAAUUUCCCACCAUCGCUUCCUUCUCGCAAUAUUGAAGUACACACUAGAGUGCUUUUAGUUUUUACGCGUCAUAUAGCGCCAAAUGUAUAACCCAAACAGUAAAUCAACUCCUCCAAGGCUCAAUCAUGCCACUAAAAGAUCUCUUCUGUUUUCUUUGGGUGAGACUAUCCAAACACGUCCCUAUUUAUUCCUCUCACUCGUUUUAGAAAACAAGGGUUCAUUUUUCCUUCUUUUUUCUCUUCCAAUUAUUUCGGCAAUUGUUUUCUUGUACUACUCAUAAAUUGUCGAAUUCAUUGUAGUUUUAAGAAUUAGUCAAUCCCUUUACUUUCUCUAAGUCACUGCCUUUUACUUUCUCUUUGGUUAUAUUGAAGAAUAUUUCAUGGAUUGUUUAAAACCCUACAAUUAACUUGUUUUUCAAUGGGUUUAAAACCAAAAACCCAGUUUUCUCUUGCUAAUAUUGCUCCUCUUAAGGAUUUACUGCUAAAAAUCAUGCUAAAUUUCAGCAAUUUCAUCUGGGUUUCUUCCUGGAGCAUAAUUUUUCACGUUUUUGAUCUCCUUCUCCGUUAUAUUUUGAGGAAUUCUGAAGAAAAAUCUAUUGAAAAAGCGUCCAUUUUGGAUGAAAUUGAUGAAGAUAAGCAUAUAGAAAAUGAUGAUGAAAUUGAUUUCGACCAAAUUGAGGAGAUACAGAUUCCCAAAUAUAAGGUAGAAAAUGUUUUCUAUACUAAUAAUACAAGUAAGUAUGAGUUCUCUACUGGAAAUAGUGUUUGUGCAUUCAUUGAAGAGCCUCAAAGUAUGCAAUUUAAGGUUCAAGAAAUAUUUGGAAUUUCCCAUGAUGAUGAUGAUGAAAAGUCUGUUGAUCUUCCUACCUAUAAUUCUAUGGAGAAAAAUGAUACUUCCUUUGAAGUCGUAUUACAUGAUUCUUGUGUUGAUUAUGAUGAUAUUAGUGAUGAGUUAUGUGAAGAAAUGAAUGUCAAACAGAGUGAAACAGAGUGUUCUGUUUUAGGGCUUUGUUUGGAAGAACAAGUAGAAGUUUUUGAAGAUGAGAUGGUUGAAGAAGUUAUGGAGAAAGAUGAGAUUAGUAUUCAAGAACAAGUGGAAGUUUUUAAAGAAGAUGAAAUUGUUGAACAAGUCAUAAAGAAGGAAGAAAUUGAAGAUCAAGAACAAAAAGAAGAAAUGAUUGAUAAAAAAGAUGAAUUUUGUGAUGAAUUUCAUUCAUCUAUAUCAAAAAGUGAUGAAUUUUGGGCUGUAAUUUAUAAAUAUGAUUAUUUCUUAAAAGAUUGCAAUGAAGAAAUAGAUUAUUCUUCUAAUGAAACAUUGUCACCAUUAUACGCUCAUAACAACUAUGAUCAGGGAUUAAAAAUAAAUAUAGGACGACAUACGCUGAGUAAGUCCUUCGACACUAAAGAGUUGGAUGAUUCAAAAAGUGAGGAAGAAGAAGAAGAAAUAAAAAAAAGUGAUAAAAUAUUAAUGGAGCAAAAGGAAUUGAUUCGACAAAUGAAAAAGGAAAUAAGACAAUUGAAGAUAUGUGGGCUUCCGACAAUAUUAGAAGAAUCGGAGUCACCAAGAGUGGAAGAAGAUUUGAGGCCAUUAAAGAUUGAUGAGAGAAUUGGGUAUAAAGAUAUAAUGGAAGAGAUUCAUACUUUGUAUAGGAUGUAUUUGGACAAGAUGAAGAAGUUUGAUAUUUUAAGUCAACAAACUAUGUAUGCAUUAGGUCUACUGCAAUUGAAAUACCAAAACAUGACCUUAAUCAAAAAAGAAUCAAUUUCAGUAAUCAAGUCUAUUUGGUUUAACAAGCUAAGAAAGCAAGAAUCACAGCCACUUCAGAAAUUAAUCAAAGAUUUGCAAAUGGACUUGGAAUUAGCUUAUGUUGCUCAUCUUUGCUUAUCAUGGGAGGUAUUGAAAUGGCAACAUCAUAAAGCUGAACAACUAUCACAUCAUGAUUCUGAUGGGUUUCAUCAAUGUAAUCAAGUUUCUGGAGAAUUCCAGAAGUUUCAAGUGCUCUUGCAAAGGUUCACUGAAGAUGAGCCGUUUCAGCAUGCCCCUCGAGUUCAACAUUAUAUCAACACCCGUUUUGCUCAUCCUGCUCUUCUUCAAGUUCCCCUUAUCAAAGAUGAUCCUAAAAGCGAAUGGAAAAAAAUUGGGGAAAAUGGAAUUUCACUCAUAAUGCUGAAGCAAGUCAUAGGAGAAUCAAUAUGCUUAUAUUCAGAAUUUGUCCAUGCUGAUAAAGAUGAAGUAUGUGCAUUUCCUCUGAUGGAUAUAUGCAGGGUUCAAGUCAUUCUACAGGAUCCUUCAGAUGCAGAACUACUUGCAGAAAUUCGUUCUACUCUUCAUAAGAAGGAGAAGAAGCUGAGGGACCUAGUAAGAAGUGGGAACUGCUUAGUGAGAAAGUUCCAGAAACAUCAAGAUCAAAAACUGAGUCAUGAAAUGCUGGUUGCACAGGUGGAGCUUCGGUUAGUCUCUAGAGUACUAAGUAUGAAGAAAUUAAGUACUGAUCAACUGUUAUGGUGCCAUAAGAAAUUGAACAAGAUUGAUAUUGUUGAUAGAAGAAUAUACUUAGAUUACUCAUUUUUCCUAUUUCCUUGUUAAUAUUCUUGGGUUAGUAUCCCCUAAGAGAUCAUAGAAAUAUUGUAAUAAGCUUGUAUUUAGAAGGAUAAAUACUUAUUAUCGGAGUAUAUAACAUAUUUUGAGUCUACAGUUUAAGCUUUUAAACUUGAUGGUUAAGGCCACAAGAUUUUUUAUGUACUCUAACAGUUAUUCUACAGAAAAACAAAGCAAAAUACUUUGUGUAAUUAAAUAGAUAAUUACAAUAAAAGUAAUGUUGCCAACAUGUAU